ACCAAAUGAGAAGUUGUUACCUUAGUCUGCAUAAGUUUCAUGAGAUUUCAUUUUCCUCCACUUCCACCACACACAAACACAACUUCAAGUAAUUCUUUCUGCUCUUCUUGUUAUAAUUAUUGAUCCUUUACAGAUAGAUAAGAUCAUAAAUAGGUAUUAGAUUUAGACAGAUUGGAGAAAAGACAUGCUCACUUCUUCUCAUCUUCCUACGCCUUUCCUUCUGUCACCAAUUUCUUUAGACCCUCACAAGGUUUUGGCUAUAAGCAGCAAUCUCAUCCUCUUCUUAUCCCUCAGAUUCAUUUCUCUUCUCACAUCUCGAUCAAAGGGAUAAACUUGCCACCUUUCUCAUCUAAUUUCAGAAGGAAAAAAAGAAGAAAAACUUGGCCUUUGACUCUAACUUUCUGGUUAAUAGUGCUUUCAGAUAUGGGUUUGAGUUCUAAGCAGGUUUCUAAUAGAGGACUUGAUUGGAAGCAGACCUUGUUGCAGGCUCAAAACUUGGAGCUUCCAAAGCCUCCACCUAUGAGGAAACAACAGCAACAAACGCAGCAACCAGAGCCUUUGAAGUGUCCAAGAUGUGACUCUAUUAACACCAAAUUUUGUUACUACAACAACUACAACAAGGCUCAGCCUCGCCAUUUCUGCAGAGCUUGCAAGAGGCACUGGACUAAAGGUGGAACUCUACGCAAUGUUCCUGUCGGCGGUGGCAGGAAGAAUAAGCGAGCCAAGAAAUCAACCACUCAAACCACAACCACAGCCACAGCCACCACUUCUAUUAGUACCACCACCUCAAAUGCCAACAUGGAUGGUGAGUUGAGUACUCGCAUCAAAGUUCCUCCUCUUGCAGUGGAUGAUCAUCACAAAACCAUACCUUCCUCUCUCUAUCUUCCACAGCAGAAUCUGAUGAGUUCCAAAGACUCCGAAGACAAAGACUUUGGUAUUGGUAAUGGCAUCUUUCUGAGUUCGACUGCGCCUUAUCCUCAAAACCAAGGCCUUCUCUUCCCCUUCACAACAUCGAACUCUUUUGACACGAACACGUGUGCAAUAUCAACCUCUUUGCGAUCCUCCAGUGUGUAUAACUAUGGUGAAGAGUUUAAAAUAAUGGAGGAGCCAACCAUCAACAGUGUUAUGCCCGGCACCAACACUCAGCCAUGGGAGAUAGCUGCAACAAGUUCUGGCUUGGAAAUGUCUAACUAUUGGAGUUGGGAGGACAUCGAUUCGUUGGUCUCAACUGAUCUUAAUGUUCCUUGGGAUGAUUCUGAUAUCAAACCCUGACAAAAGAAAAGAAAACAGUAACCCAUGUCCAUAGAUUAGUUAUUUUAGUUUUGGUGUUUUGUGUUUCAUACGGAUUAGUAAGUGUUCUUGUUUUCAGAUGGAUCUUAUUAUCCACUGGUUUUUCUACACCUAUAAGUCUUGCAAAGAAAAGUAUUUGGAGCUGUCUUAUUUUAGUUUCAGCUUCAGAUUCAAGCAAGGGGGUCCGAUUAACUGUAACCCAAUGAGUUUGCCUGUUCAUCUCUCUAUCAUUUCCUGUAAUAAAAUGUUACGUUAAUGUCUGCAAGUA
Molecule: messenger RNA, 1558 nt
Organism: Cajanus cajan (pigeon pea)
Lineage: Eukaryota; Viridiplantae; Streptophyta; Magnoliopsida; Fabales; Fabaceae
Biological process (GO): regulation of DNA-templated transcription
Molecular function (GO): DNA-binding transcription factor activity; DNA binding
Source: RefSeq, a predicted model, not a curated record